AUGCAGGCUAUGCUGUCCCUUGCCCAAAACAAACACAAAUAUGCCAUGGGGUACAAACAUUGCACAUCAGAGGAAAAAAGAAAGCUAUUUUACUGCUUCUGCCUUCGAUUGAAAUGUGGACCGCUAAUUGGUUAGAAGUGCCACUCAACUUGAAAUGGAUCGGACGUCUAGCGCUGUCAAUUGCAGCCAAUGAGUUCAGCGUUGUUUUAGUCGGGAGACGUGAGAGGAGAGCACUCUGCUUUGGGACCAGAUUCGACUGCUCGGCGUCAGCGGCCCGCGUGUCCCUGGUUUCAAGGCAAAGCUGUAACGUGACGUGACGUGACGUGACGUGAGAACUAGACUCACUCGCCUCGUCUCUUUUUUUCUCUCGUAACGUCAUAAGCACACCGGCCUGACGCGCGAGGACAGCCGCGCGCACGCAGAGCUCGGCCAAAAGCUCGCGCGCAACAAGUGCUGUGUGGCGUCGGCGCGACGUGCCGGAGGUGGCCCUCGGUUCUUGCGAGGGUUCCUCGGCCACGCGCUCAUCACCGACCGGAGCCCAAGCGCCAAGUUCAAGCUCACCUUCGGUACGCGGAGAAGCUCGCAGGAGAAGAUGAGGAGCAGCGCCCUAUGGAUCGUCGUGGUCCAGCUCCAGCAGCUUUUCUCGCUGCCCGCGGUCAUGGCCCAAAAAACUCCCGCCUGCCGCGGCGACGAAAAGCCGUACCGCGGCGACUGCUACCACUUCGUGACCCUUGGCAAAAUGUGGCAGUCGGCCGAGGAUUACUGCGUGGCCAGGGACGCUCACCUGGCUAGCUUCCACUCGGCCGCGGACGUCCGCUUCCUGACAGGUCACGCCCGAGGGACGCACCUCUGGACCGGACUCCGGACGCGCACCCACCGCUUCACCGACCGCACUACAGUGGCUUUCGUCCCGUGGGCCCCCGACGAGCCGAGGGGCGGGAAGAAACGCGGCUGCGUGCUCUUGCUGGAGGGAGACCUCAUACGAGAUGAGAGAUGCGAUUACGGCUACCCCUUCGCCUGCAAAAGAGUGCCCAGCCCGCUCACCGCCGCCAAGGAGAAGCGGCCACAAUCGACAGGCCGGAUGUCGGGCGGUUGCGGCUCGUGGGUGGAAAACCCCUUCAACGGCUUCUGCUACCUGCUCGGCACCGUCCGCGAGACCUGGCCGAAGGCCCAACAGAACUGCGAGGCCGAGAACGGUAACCUUCUGAGCGUCGCCGACGCGGGGGAACUGGACUUCGCGCGAGGUUUGGCGAACGGGACCGAGAGCGGCGCUCUGUGGAUGGGCGGCAGCCUCCCCGGGAACCGAGGCCAAUGGGAGUGGAGCGACAGAACCACGUUCGCCUUCCUACGCUGGAGCACAGAGAUCUCCGGCGCUGUGUCCGCAGCUACGACCCGGAGCUACUCGGGCGGUCGCUGCCUGUCCUUCGCAGCCGACGGCGACCGCUGGUACGAAGACGACUGCGAGAGGAAGAGAAGCUACGUUUGCAAGAGAGAAAAGACUUGCAUCUCAUGAGCUGGAUUUUCCCAAUGAUACCAUUUUUCUUCAUAUUCAACAUUUAUUUUGUAAAGAUAACCAGUAACCAUUUUCACAUUUAUCUCGUUGGACAAGGAUGACGGAGGAGCGUGGAUUUUUGAUGUCGGAAAAUAAGAGUGCACAACUAGGAAGAAAGAACAUUUUCCAAGAGGAUGCCUGUGAUUGACAUAUAUCCCUUUAAA
Corythoichthys intestinalis (scribbled pipefish) is the source of this 1716-nucleotide messenger RNA. Its product is annotated as macrophage mannose receptor 1-like. NCBI's taxonomy places the organism in Eukaryota, Metazoa, Chordata, Actinopteri, Syngnathiformes, Syngnathidae. The record is from RefSeq and is a predicted model, not a curated record. Gene Ontology annotation, molecular function: signaling receptor activity. The transcript is spliced from 9 exons. Bases 593 to 1513 code for a protein of 306 amino acids.